UGCGUAGAACAUAAACUGUGUAAUAUUAUACGCAGAAUUUCCAGGGAAUUGUGCAUGGGAAAUACAGAGCAAUGGUUUUUCUUUGUGCCAAGACAAGAAAGAGAAGUUACAGUAGGAAGGCCUUGUAGGACUACAACUUCUGGUUGUUGGAAAGUAACUGGUUCUCCAAGUUAUGUUUAUUCAGCAGAUAGCAAAGUUAUUGGGGUGAAAAAAAGGAUGGUAUUUUAUAAAGGGAAAGCUCCUAGUGGGAAAAACACUAAGUGGAAAAUGAAUGAAUACAGAGCUAUUGAAAAAGAAACUAAUUGCUCCUAUUCAAUUUUUUCUAUUCCUAA
Molecule: messenger RNA, 332 nt
Organism: Capsicum annuum
Lineage: Eukaryota; Viridiplantae; Streptophyta; Magnoliopsida; Solanales; Solanaceae
Product: NAC domain-containing protein 90-like
Exons: 1
Biological process (GO): regulation of DNA-templated transcription
Molecular function (GO): DNA binding
Source: RefSeq, a predicted model, not a curated record